UGUUUUUUUUUCUUGUCAAAAAAAGACAAAAGGUUUUUCUUUUGAAUUGUUCACAACACCUCUAUUUUCGCAAUUGUUUUAAACAACUUACGUCAUACCAAUUUGUUGCGGAAUGUUUUUCGUGAUUUAUAAACCUUGACGAGAUGAUUUCAGUACUGGAUCUGUGGACAGUAAAUUACCACUUCUAACAGAAAUAGCUUGUAAUUACUUCAAUAAUUACCACUAAAUACCACUAACGUUACCACUAAUCCAUUAACAUAGAUCCACACUAAAUUAGCACUUAUAUCAGAAAUUAGACCUAAUUCAACAAUUAUCACUAACCAAUAGAGCUCAAAUUAUUUCCGGAAAGUAUUCAUGAGUGAGAAAUAAAUUCCGGAUUUAAUUUGACCUCGUAUGGUAUUCGGUUAGAAAAUUCCACGCCUGUAAUAUUUAAUCAAUAAAAAAAUUUAGUGGAUUGCAUCGGAUUUUUUUUUAUAGAAACGUGUUGCUAUGCAAAUCUGUUACCACAAUCAAUUUUGACUGGUUAAAAACUAAAAUAGUAUAUUAUGUAACAAGUGCGGUAAACGGCAUUUGACUCACGAGUUUAUUUGACACGAGCGAGUUUUUAAUAAACGAGUGAGUUAAAAAGUUUACCGAACGUGUUGCAUACUAUACUUUUUCUACGAUCGUUAGUUUUUGGGUAUAUUUUCGCAAAAAAACACAAAUACAUUCACUGACAGGACCGUCAGAAUUGACAAACGCCAAAAUUCAAAGCGUGGGAAAUAUGUCCGAAAACAUUCGAUUGCUCCCAAAUCCGUGCGGUAAAAUCUCGGAAAUCUCCGAAGUGGCUCGGAUCCGUGGGAAACGAAACUGUUAAAAUGACGUUUCCCGCACUCUAGAUCGGUGUGUAAUUAGGUAUUUUACAGACGGGAGUAGAAAAAACUAAUUUUCGUACCGAAUAUCACACGAGGUCAAAUUAAUUCCUGAAAGAAUUUCACACAGCUUUGUAUAGUAACAAAUUUUUCUAUAAAAAUUUCUAGUAUAAUUCAUUCGUUGUCAUAGUUAUCUGUCAAAAAAUACAUUUCGAUUAUUUAAAAAUUACUAAAAUUAUCACGAAUUCAAUCACUUUUCAGUUUUAACGAUAUAGUCAAAAAGAUAAACAAAUGUUAUAGGGAUAUAAGUAAGAAUUCAACUUCAACAGCCAGUCUCUCUGCCAAAAUGUAAUUUGUAAUGAAAAAAAAAGUCAUAAAAUAAAAUUCUCUCAAAACUUUUUUGUUUCUGUUUAUAUUUAAUAAAUUCAAUCGUUUUAAAUGAAAACGGCUCAUCUUCUAACUAAUUAAGACGUCCAUAAAACAUAUGCUCUUUAUUUACUUUAGUCACGUCACUUUUUUUGUUGGUUGAUAAUAACAUGUUUGACUACUUACAAUAUAUAUUUGCUUAAUUUGCUAAUGGAUAAAUCAAUAUAUCAUUCCUCAUUUUAUAGUACACCAUAUUUUUCUAUUUUUGCAUACCAUAAUUCCUGAGAUCGUCUUAUUACCACAAAAUUGCAGUAAAUUACCUAAUAUUACUACUAUACUGCUAUUAAUUAGGCGUAAUUAUCACUCAUUUUUCCUAAAACUUUUUUAAUAAUAUGGCUUAGUCAAAACAAAAAAUUGAACGGAACUUUUGACUUUGGUCAGAAUAUAGAAAUAAUAUUGUCUAGUAGACAAACGAAUCUAGCAUUUGAAAAGGAAAUCAAUAAUUUUACUGGUAACGACACCAUAAUAAAUUGCUAGGAGACGAAUAUGAUUUACUUAAAUGUUUUAUACACGCACUGUUUCAAGUUUACCAGUGCUGUCUCGAGUUAAAAUGUUGCUAUAAAGAGUGUGUUUCAUUGACACUUUAAUUGAGUCAGAGAUCUUGGGCGAAGGUCACAAAUCGAAAUUAAACCUCGCCAUAAAUAACAUCAAAUUUAAGCGAAAGCGUUUUACAAAGGAUUAUUAUCCCUCGAGUUGUUUUGCAGCCUAAAUAGCAGCAUUAUUGUAAGUGAGAAUAGAAGCGUUUCUGCUGCGCCAGUCGAAGCUAGACAUUGUCUAAUAAUUAUUUAUUCUUUUCUUAUUACCUUUUCCACUGAGGGGUCAUUUAUACGAAUUUCAUAAAUUUUGAAGCGACUCUUUGUCACAUUAUGUAACACUUUGAAUGUUCCAACGUUUUCAUCCCAUCUAUAGAGUUUUUGGAUUAAAGGACAACUUCAACAUAUUCUGACCCUAGAUGACUAAAGACUCUGUAGGACAUAGAAAAAUGGAAAAAUCUCAUUUUUGUAAGAAAGCGUUGUUUUUUAUGGAUUGUCACUAAAUAUCAACGACAUUUAAUAUUGCCAACAAUAUCAUACCGGGUGAUUUAUUUUUGAUGUUUGAUUUUAGAGUCUGCUCUAUCGAAAAUUUUGCAACGUUGCCGCUUUUAAUAAUAACAUAGGGCAGUAUGGUUAUUUUAAAUGGUAUACCGUAUAUUGUAUUACAUAUUUAAAUUUACUUUAUUUUUGCGUAAUAUUUUCCUGUACCUGCCUGAAGCGGUUUUCGAAAUAUUAAUUACUUGCGAAAGUCCUUUAAAUUAGAUUUUUCAUAAUUAAUUUUAUUGGAUACUCUGAAUGAGAGUUUGUGUCAAUUUAAAAUGACUUGUGAUCGAUUGUGGCGCAAAAUUUCACACACUUAUAAGUGUUUUGGAGUACUUGCACCCAUAUCCUCAAGGAGCAGUUAUUGUUUAACAAAAUUGCAUUCCUUAGCUAAAUAAUACAACUAUGAUUUUUAGAAUUGAAAAAUAAGGUUUUUAUUAUUUUUUGAUUUGAUUAAUUUGAAACGACAUAAAACACAUAAAACGCACGAAAUCUGCAGAAUCAUUUGUCAGAACAUAAAUUUAAUUUAAAAAAUAUAAAUAAACCUACCCCCUGCACUGCUAUCACCCGUCGCUAAUAAUAUUUCCCAGUACGGGUUUUUUGCCAUGCUCUUACUCGGACAUUGGUACAGCGUUAUAAUAUUUUACUCUGUAAACUCCUUAUAGCAAUGAUGGGAACUCAUUGGGGGUGUUGUUGUAUUGAGCUAUAAAAUUCAAAUUUAAACAAACGCUUUCAAAUUUUCAAAAAGAAUCUCUUUUCGGUCCUUCUUAAACUUCUAACCCAGCAUCGACCAUUAAUCAUUCUGUAUAGUCAGUCAUACAUUGAUGAAGAUCCACCAGAAUACAAUAAUGUUAUAACACAGCUAUUAUAUAUCAUUAUAAAAACAUGACAACUAAAAAUAAAAAAUUGUAAAGCCGAAAACAACUGAACAGAUUCACUAAUUAUUAAUAGAGAAAUAAUUGAUUGACACACAAAAAUUAUUGAUUAUUGGUCGAUAGUAAUACAGAAGCAACGUUUCAGUUUAAUCGCGAAAGUGCAUCAAUCUAUGAGAGGCCGCAUUAAUUGUUUAUAAAAUUUGAAUCAACGAGGAACUAUCCAAAUCGCGGUCCGAUAUGCGCGAGGUAUGCAAGAGCGGCGCCGUCGUGGCCGCAGUGGUGGCGGUUUUGGAAAAACAAUCCAAAGAGUGUUCGUUGCCGCCAAAACUUGCGAUAACCAAAAGGCUGAACAAAUGUGCCAUGCCUAUCACUGCAACCGGUUGUAACGCUGCCGAAAAUAGCCAUACGAACGGGAUUAGCAUUAACCAAAGUGACUUUAUAAAUAGAAGCGACUCCCGAGAAUACGUUAAGGAAGAGAAUUUCGAAUCGGCCGUCAAGAAUUUCAAUAGCGUGGCUGAAGAUGUGGAAAAAACAUUUUCGGACGAGGUAUCGAAAGGAUGCCAUCAGCGCACCGACUCGCUGACAGCGUCCAGCGACGCUAAAGUUCCGAAUAAAGAGCGACUAGUGAUCGACAAUGGAAAAUUAAAAGUGAUCGGCGGAUGUUUCGAUUACGAUAGUGACAGUUUAGACGAGCAAACUAGUGAUAGCGAAGGUGACCACUUUAUUAACGGUGGAUUGGCCACAAUUACUGAAGAAGAGAGGAUUAGCUCACGGUCAUCGAAAGGAUGUGAAGAUGACGAUUCGAGUCUUGAGGAUGGCUCGACCCUAAAGGAACAUAACGAAAUUUGGUCCGACAAUAUUUCCAAUCGGGCGGAGUCUACUUCGGAUUUAUCCACGACUUCCUCGGAACGAAAUUCUUAUAAAAAAGAUACUAGCUCGACGCGUUGCACCAACGAUUUCCAAUGGAUACGUAAAACUUCGUCACCGUUGACAACGCCGAGGAUUUCGCCGAACCCGUCUACUAAAAUGGAGGAGGAUCCUUACCACGAACAGGCUCCGCUGUGUAUUAAACCUCCCCUAUCACGCGCCGUACGCGAAAGAACUCCAAGGAGGAACAACGACGUUAAAAGCGGCGGUCCCGGCAGCCUCGAUAGACGAAGACAUUCUCACAAAAGAGAAGAACGUGAUCAAAAGUCCAAAUCUCAGCACGUGCAAAGUCCCCCGAGAUUGGACGAUUAUCAAAACGGUGGUUAUUGUUACCCUCCAGCCUAUGGACUCCACGACGGAUGUUUUGAAAACUUUCAUCGAAGACACGAAAGACUAGACCCCCAGAGGUACGGUAGCACUCCCAUGCUGUUAGACCACAGGCUUUCGGAGCGAGGUAGUCAUCCUGAUAUUUAUGGAGAUUGCACGAGGUUAAGACACGAAAUAUCUUGCUGCUCCUAUCACUUGGGUCCACCACCCUGCUGUUGUUUCGGCGAUAGGGGAUACCAUUGGACGCCACCUUCGUAUCCAAAGUCAGGGGAUCAGGAUGAAAAAUGUAGGAAGCUGCAAUAUGAACGGGACAAUCUCCAGCUGCAGGUGCAGGUACUUACGGAACAAAUCGAGGCACAGUCUGACAAAAUUGCUGAUUUGGAGAAAUCCCUUCAGGAAAAGAAGCAGGUCUUGGCCGACGCGGAAGAGAAGUUGCAAAGGGAAGUUCUUUCGCGAUCGUCGUUGGAGACCCAAAAACUGGAACUGAUGUCUAUCAUGAGCGAACUAAAGUUAAAUUCUGCAGCGUUGGAACGGGAAAAUAUGGAAUUACGAAACGGACAAUUCAAUAAUAAUUCAUCGGAUCUAAAGAGGCCACCGUUAGCUCCAAAACUUGUAUCUCAGCCUCAGCUAACAUCAACCCCUGUUCAUCAUUCUAGUCAGAUUUUGCGGGGUUCACCUUCCCCAAGCCCCAUAGGAACCUCUUCUAAUAGUCCCAGGAGGGUAGAUAUGGUACCUUCUUUCAUACAAGAACCCAAUCGGCCCAAGACACCACCAUCUACGUAUAAGAGGCAAAUAGACGUACAGUACGGAAGCUUACCGAGGCAACAGUUUUUAAGUAACGGAAGCGGUUCUAAUUUGAUCACAGAUUCGAACGCGAAUCCGCACAAGAAAGGAGUGGCUUUUGGUAGGACAACUGGGUUGAUAGGUGGUGGGGGUUAUCUGCCAGUCGCGGGGGGCAGGCUGAGGGGCUUCUCUGUACCCAAUCUAGCUGAAUCAGACAAAAUCGCUGCCGAUGAAUAUUCAAAAGAGAACUCUCCUGGAUCGCCAACGUUAUCGUUCAAUAAAAAUAAAGGCAUUAAAAAGAUUUUUGGAAAAAUGAAAAGAUCGGGGUCGGGAAAUCUUGAAGAUCUGCCCGCCGGUUUAGGAGAAUUCCAAAGAGGUGGGGUAAGGGCGACAGCAGCAGCCAGAUUAGGGUGGAGCGAACCCCAUUUGACACUAAAACCGGAUAAACCUUUUUCCGAGUGGGAUGGCGAGAAUAUAUGUGAUUGGUUGCAAGAUUUAGGUUUGGAUCAGUAUAUCCCUGAAGCGAAAAGAUGGGUCAAGUCAGGCCAGCAGCUGCAAGAAAGUCCUAUAAGUGAAAUAGAAAAGGAGCUCAACAUCAAAAAUCCAUUGCAUCGCAAAAAACUGCAGCUCGCUUUAAUAGACACGACAGAAAAUUCUUCUAGCGAUUUGUAUUUGGCGCAGGCAGGAAAACUUGAUACAGCUUGGGUUUUGAGGUGGCUCGACGACACGGGCUUGCCCCAGCACAAGGAAAGUUUUCUUAUCAACCGUGUGGAUGGGAGAGUGUUACAUAGACUGACAAUUGAUGACUUGGCCUUACUUCACGUUACUUCAUUGCUUCACGUAGCCAGUAUCAAAAGAGGCAUUCAAGUAUUGAGAGAGAAUAAUUAUGAACCGACCUGUUUGCAGAGAAGAUCGUUGCCCGACGAUCCGGAAAAACCCACGCCAAAGCAUGUGUCUUUGUGGACGACGCAUAGGGUUAUGGAAUGGUUAAGAGCAGUAGAUUUAGCAGAAUAUGCUCCAAAUCUACGUGGUGCGGGAGUUCACGGAGGUUUAAUGGUACUCGAACCAAAGUUCAAUGCAGAUUUGCUGGCAUCUUUACUAUCAAUUCCACCUGGCAAGACAUUGCUUAGAAGACAUCUGAAUACCCACUUCAAAGAACUAUUAGGAAAAGAUAUUAUUCAAGAAAAAAGAGAAACUGAAGCUACAAUGGGAUACACACCUCUUACUCCAUCAGCCAAAUUAAAGGUCACUAAAAAGACGCAGUUUUCGCUCAAGAGGAAAAAGAGCAAAGGAGAAGCCGAUUAUGGCGAUUUAGUGUGUCCAUUGAAUCCAGAGAAACAAUCAGGUGAUCUGAGUAGUUCAACUUUUAACAUGGGUACGACGAAGAUGAAGGGAAACCAAGAGGCAGAGGAUGCUUAUCCUCGCGCUGAGAAAACGUUGGCGUCAAGAUCGUUACCGACUUCGGUUCGAAAUUCGCCUGUAACAUUGAGACACGUCUGAACUUGUUCGGAAUAUAUUGAAAUAAAAUUAUUUUUAGGAUAUAUGCAUGUCUUCCCCCCGAUUUUAAAAACCAUUUACCUGCCUUAGUGAUUGUGAAUCCAAUUUUUAUAUAUUAAUAUAUGAGGAUUUGUAUUUUGGGUAUUAAUGCUGUUAGAAAAAUCACAAUAAGUAUUUUUUGUUACAAUGAUUCUCUAUAAGAUCAGUUUUUUAUACAAGUUAUACAAACGAAGUGGAUCUAACAUUUUUUAUUGUAAUUUAAGUAUUAAGAUGUUAAGGACAUCAGAUACCCCAAACUCAUAAGUACAGUUAACAACCUUCCUGUGUGGUAUUGUUAUUAUUUUAUUUAUCCAAAAUUAUAAAUAUGAAAAAUGUGAGACUUCCAGGACAGGAAUAGUUUUAAAAGAAUGAAAAGAAAUACUACCAAUAUCAGUAUUUUUCUUACUGUAGGAAAAUAAGGAAGUAAAGUGGGGUAAAUAGUGUUUUAUUAUAAAUUCUGUGUUAUUUAUUUCAAACUUAAGAGUGAGUAGAUAUAUUUUUGAAAAUGAAAAUCCUAAACAUGAUUAAUUUACUGUAAGAUUGUAACUUUUGUAUCCUUAAAAAAGAAAUGAAAAAUUAUGUAGGAGUUUACCUAUUUGUUAAAUUUUAUCAAUAGUUUUUAUAAAGUAAAUUAAUAAAUAACUCAACUUAAAAUAUUUGUUAUACACAACUACUAAUAAUUACAAAACUAUAAAUAAUUACCUAGAUAUAGUCACACAACCACUACCAUCAGUCUUAGCUCUACCCACGACAAUCCUAGAACCUAUUUUGACAUACAUAUCCCAAUCUCUUUCUACACUGAAUUGAAACUCUGUAAAAUGAUUUUUUGCUUUGGCAUUUUUGGCAAAAGUACUCUCCUAAGCCAUUAUACAAAAUUACUAACAAAUCCAUUGUAAUUGGGAAAUGUGUCUAAAAAUAAGAUAAUAAUAAAUCAUAUUGACUGUUAUGUGCCAAUAAUUAAUAUUUCUGUAGAUUAUAUAUCAGUCUGUUAAUCAUAUGUUAUGAUAUUUUCUGCUGGACAAUGGCCUGUUUUAAAAGAUUGACCACUAAUUUAGUAGGGCAAUGUCAAGUGAGAAAACUAUCACCUAAUGUUACCAAAUAGCAAUUAUAGUAUUGUAGAUUUUUAGGUAAUUUUACAUUUUGACCAAAAAUUACAUGAGACCAUAUCUUAACUAUUGAAGUUUAGAGACGAAUGGUUACAUAAUUUACUUGAUGAUUAAAGGUUGUAGUUUUGUAGUUUCUAUACUAAUAUACAUAAUUAUACGAAAUAAAUAUUCAUAUUUGCCUAUAAUAUUCAAAUAUGUUAAUUUUGUAUUAAUUGUACAUGUAUUAUAUCAAAUAAACUCUUACAUCUUAUGU
Messenger RNA from Cylas formicarius (sweet potato weevil), 8157 nucleotides. Its product is annotated as liprin-beta-1-like. The coding region runs from base 3463 to 6762 and encodes 1099 amino acids. Gene Ontology annotation, biological process: neuromuscular junction development. The transcript has 14 exons. The record is from RefSeq and is a predicted model, not a curated record. Gene Ontology annotation, molecular function: protein binding. NCBI's taxonomy places the organism in Eukaryota, Metazoa, Arthropoda, Insecta, Coleoptera, Brentidae. Gene Ontology annotation, cellular component: presynaptic active zone.